UAGUUGUCCAAUAUUGAAAUACUGGACUGUAGUUAACCCACUGAAAAAAAUAACAGCAAUAGUGUAGUCUUCAAUCAACGUAAACAUGUAUUUACUGAAUACAUAUUUUCAACAAAUUAAUACAAAUUUUAGCUAAAAUAUGGCCGUGACAAUCUAUAGAUAGAAAAUAAGUUUGAAAAUGUACAUAGUUUAAUUGUUUCUGUUCUUCACGUUGUAAUGGAAGUAGGCGGUUGCUGUUAGAUAGUUUGAAUUCAAGAAUAAAUUAAAGAAUUAAAGGCAACGUUAAGUAAUAAAGUAUUUGUCCAUUUCAAUUCUUAUUUUAUAGUUCCUGCGAUCAAACAUUGAGAGAGAUAAUGUCAAAACUUGAGACACAAGAGGAAAAACUGCAGAAGUUUGAGACCACGGUGUCAUUACACAGUCUAGCACUGAAGGAGAGAGAACAGCGCAUAGCCAAACUUCAAACGUUGGUAUCUCGCCACCAAGAGGCUCUGUUGGAGCGGAACCAGCGCAUAACCGAAUUACAGUCGACGGUGUCUAGGCACGACGCAUUGUUGUCAAAGACAGCUCAUCAGGUAUCUGAACUAAAGGAGAUUGUAUCAGAACGUGAUGUUAUUCUUUCAGAUAGAGACCAGCGUAUAGUCGAACUCCAGAAAACGGUGUCAAAUCACAAGGAGCGCUGUCAAAAGCAGGUUUACGCAUAGCGCAGCUAGAAAAGACGGUGUCAGAAUAUGACGAAAACCCCACAAGAGGCAAACGUAAACAGCUGGAUACACCGGAUGCAGAAUACAAUGGGGAAAUAGUAGACAGAAGUCAGCGCAUAACCCAAAUGAAAGACAGUGGCAGUACAUUUAAUGUUUCACUACGGAAACUGGAAUCAGUCAAUUCUCCUCAGAUGACUGAAAAUAACAUCAAUCGUAAGACUGUAGUAAAUGAUGAUGAUGAUGAUGAUGAUGAUGAUGAUGAUGAUGCAAAUACACGACGGGAAUAUAAACCGGUAAAAUCUAAAAAAAUCAGUUCGCAAACUGGAGUGAUGGGGAAAGUUAAAACAGAGCACAAGCUUUCAGCUAGGGUAAGCCCAGUGGUGCCAUCUGGUGUCGCCUUCUAUGUUUCAUUGAGUGCACCACAGACAAGCCUACACGUAAAUGAAGCGAUCGUAUUUGACAACGUCAUGACGAACGUCGGUGACGGUUAUAACCACCGAGACGGUAUCUUCACUGUCCCAGAGAGUGGGGUGUACGUAUUUACCUGGACUACGGCUUCCCAUUUUCACCAAAAUAUCGGCACAACGAUACAAAUAAAUGGGGAUAUUGCGGGGACCAUAGGCUCAUACGGAGCCAGCAUUAGCAACUAUCAGUCUGCCACUGGAGUCAUAGUCAAAUCCGUCACUGUCGGUGACCAUGUUUAUAUAAAGAAUAAAUUUGCUGGAACCAUUGUAUCAGACAACGAUGCUAAAUCGACUUUUUCAGGAUGGCGUCUGUUUUAAUAAA
Pecten maximus is the source of this 1487-nucleotide messenger RNA. Its product is annotated as complement C1q-like protein 2. Lineage: Eukaryota; Metazoa; Mollusca; Bivalvia; Pectinida; Pectinidae. The record is from RefSeq and is a predicted model, not a curated record. The coding region runs from base 827 to 1483 and encodes 218 amino acids. Gene Ontology annotation, molecular function: protein binding. The transcript has 2 exons.